Messenger RNA from Cercospora beticola, 686 nucleotides. RefSeq lists its product as uncharacterized. The record is from RefSeq and is a predicted model, not a curated record. NCBI's taxonomy places the organism in Eukaryota, Fungi, Ascomycota, Dothideomycetes, Mycosphaerellales, Mycosphaerellaceae.
UCGACUUCAGAGAGCUCCCCAAGUAUCUCACCAGCAAGGACCACAGAACAAAAUGCAGGGAGACAACGCACAUCCUCUGCUGCAGCAGACGGCGCUCAGCGUGAACCCGUUCAUCCACUUGCCGAAAGCACCAACCCUCCCACACAACUAUGCUUCGCUGCCGAGUACGCUUCCGCCUUCCAUGCUCAAUUCACCGGCAGUCGCUUCGAAUCCAGAAUUACCGGCAUACGUGACAUCAUCAACAGGUUUCGCAGCACACCCGAAGACGAUCAUUGCACAGAACAGGUCAUUGCUGGAGCAGAUCGAGAAGCAGCGCACAGAUGCAGAGCAAGAAGUCCGGGCAUGGGAACAGAAGAUCAAAGAUCGAGAACUAGCUGAGAAGAGGAAGAAGGCUCCCGGCUAUCUGGACACUGAGCAAUAUAUCCUGCAGCCUGAGAAGUCGACAGCACGGUCGCCUGCGGCAGCUAAUGUCAACCUCAUGGAUGAACCUACCCAGUAUGCGAAGCAAGACAAGCAAGUCGACGACCUGGGAGACGCGAUGGAUCGUGCUUUUGGUAGGAGCGAGCUUGGCUGAAUUCGCUCGCACGCGUGGUCUAUUGUCACCAGAGGACUCGAUCACGUUGAAAACCCACCGUCGAGGGUCAACUGUACUCGAAAACGCGUGAUACCCUUGAAGAAAUGAUUUG